This is a messenger RNA of Mauremys mutica (yellowpond turtle), 2600 nucleotides long. RefSeq names its product glucoside xylosyltransferase 1 (gene GXYLT1). NCBI's taxonomy places the organism in Eukaryota, Metazoa, Chordata, Testudines, Geoemydidae. Gene Ontology annotation, molecular function: UDP-xylosyltransferase activity. The transcript is spliced from 8 exons. The coding region runs from base 101 to 1411 and encodes 436 amino acids. The record is from RefSeq and is a predicted model, not a curated record. Gene Ontology annotation, biological process: protein O-linked glycosylation via N-acetylgalactosamine.
ACCUCAGCGCUGCGGUGACCCCAGCACGGGGCUCGCGCUGCCGCUGUGUCCGUUGGGGCCGGGCUCGCGCUGCCGGCUGGGCCCCGGCCGCCGGGGCAGGAUGCGGCGCUACGUGCGCGUGGCGCUGCUGUGCCUGGGCUGUGGCUUGUGCUCGCUGCUCUAUGGCUCCAGCCAGCUGGCCCUGGAGCAGGAGCCUGGCUGGGGGAAGCCGCAGGCCCGAGACCCCGCCGCUCCCGUCCGGAGACAGCGCGCCGGCGGCGGGAGGGCGGCUGCGGCGGCGGCGGCGGGAAGCGCAGGCCGCGGGGAGUGUAAGAAUUUGUCUUUAUCUUACUGGAAUUCCUAUUGGAUGCUGCCCUCUGAUGUUUGUGGAAUGAACUGCUAUUGGGAAGCUGCUUUUAGAUAUGAUUUUAUGAAAACUCAGCCUGCUGAGAGGAUGCAUCUAGCAGUGGUUGCCUGUGGUGAAAGGCUGGAGGAGACUGUUACUAUGUUGAAAUCAGCCAUUAUUUUCAGCAUCCAACCUCUACAGUUUCAUAUUUUUGCAGAGGGCCAACUGCACAACAGCUUCAAAGGCAUACUCAAUGGUUUGCCAUAUCAAGGAAAAUUUAAUUAUACCGUAUACCCAAUAACAUUUCCGACUGAGAGCGCAGCAGAAUGGAAGAAACUGUUUAAACCCUGUGCUUCACAAAGGCUGUUCUUGCCAUUAAUCCUCAAAGAUGUGGAUUCGUUACUGUAUGUUGAUACUGACAUCCUGUUCUUGAGACCUGUUGAUGAUAUUUGGUCUUUUCUGAAAAAAUUUAAUUCCACACAAAUUGCUGCAAUGGCACCAGAACACGAGGAACCUCGUAUUGGAUGGUAUAAUCGCUUUGCUAGACACCCAUAUUAUGGAAUAACUGGAAUAAAUUCUGGAGUAAUGCUAAUGAAUAUGACCCGUAUAAGAAGAAAGUAUUUCAAGAAUGAUAUGACAACUGCUCGGCUGCAGUGGGGAGAAAUUCUUAUGCCAUUGCUUAAAAAAUAUAAACUAAACAUAACAUGGGGUGAUCAAGAUCUGUUGAAUAUUAUGUUUUUUCAUAAUCCAGAGAGCCUAUUUGUCUUUCCCUGUCAAUGGAAUUAUCGUCCUGACCACUGCAUUUAUGGAAGCAAUUGUAAGGAAGCUGAAGAAAAAGGAAUAUUUAUUCUUCAUGGAAACAGAGGUGUUUACCAUGAUGAUAAACAACCAACUUUUAGGGUUAUAUAUGAAGCAAUAAAAAAAUAUUCCUUUGGUGAUGACCUGGUUAAUUUCCUGUUACAGCCCCUAGAACUGGAACUGCAGAAGACAAUGCAUACAUACUGUGGAAGAAUAUACAAAGUGUUCAUAAAGCAGCUAACAAAAAGCAUUAGAGAUAUUUAUGAUAAAAGAUCAAAGGGAAGUUGAUUCUUGCUACAAACUCACAAAACUAUUGAAUUCAAACAGACGGAAUAUAUAAAAUGUAUGAAUGAUGUUCAUGCAAGAAAUAUAAUAUUGCUUGAAUCACCUAUUCCUAGCGUGCCUAGGUAAAUGUUUACCAGUGUAGAUAAAAUGAAGAAACUGUUCAUAUUAUGAAGAAUACAAACACUUUCCUGCAAAGAAGAUAUUUUUGAUCUUUUAAUCACUGCUAAUUUUCAUUCCAGUUCUAGUGAAUAUGGGAGUUACUGGCUCUUCUAGUCGGUUUUUUUAUUCUGCAUAAUUCAGUUGUCUGUCAUACUCAAAUGGGUAAAACAGAAAUUAAGAUAGAUCUAUUGGUAGAAUGUACCUCAUACAUUAUCUAUGAUUCUGCUAAACUGUGAAUGUAGCAAUAAUUGAGUCAGCACUAACCUCACUUUAAAAGUGUGAGAACAAAGUUGUUUACAAGGACAGAAGUUAUUCUGUUUUCAAAGAAAUGUGAUAUAACCAUUGACAAUCUGUAUGUGCCUUUAGACGUGUUCAUCUCCUACGUGUUAAAAUAUUGUUUUGACAAUCAUGUUUCAUAUUUUUAAUGUAAACUGCACAUUAUAAGCAAGAUUUUCAAAGCAAUUAAUCACUAGUGUAAGAGGAACUAGUUUCUCAUCUAUAGUUACUGAUAUCUUGUUGUGAUACAACCUCAUAACAGAUGCUGUGUUCAGCCAUCUUGCCAAAAUACUCCAGCUGAAUUUUUUACAAAGAUAUAAUACGAGAUUUUUUUAAAAAAUACCUUUUUGCAACUUUACUGAGCUUUCUGGAAGCAGAAAUAUAUAAUGGAAUGUUGCCUCUAUUAUAUUUAAUUACUAAGAAUGAUUACAUGAUAUGGUAGAGAGCUGUGAGUGGGGCUCUUAAUUGUUCACCAGAAUGCAUAUAGGACAUGUUUCCUAUGAGAAGUAUUAAUCGUGAGGAAAUAUUAUACACAUUACCACUUCACCUCAUAACCCCCUCUCCUCCAAUAGAUUUGCAUAUGUGCUUAAUAACAAAGCUUAAAAAUCUUGGACAGAUCCUCAGAUGAAUGGUUCCAUUGACACCAAUAGAGCUAUGCUGAUUUACAAGAGUAUUAGGCCCCUGUGUUUUUGUUUAUAGGAAACCUGUCCAUUGUUUUCAGGAUAUAAAUUUAUUUCCUUUUGAAAAACGAAACAAA